Erpetoichthys calabaricus (reedfish) is the source of this 1959-nucleotide messenger RNA. RefSeq names its product ER degradation enhancer, mannosidase alpha-like 2 (gene edem2). Gene Ontology annotation, molecular function: mannosyl-oligosaccharide 1,2-alpha-mannosidase activity; calcium ion binding. Lineage: Eukaryota; Metazoa; Chordata; Cladistia; Polypteriformes; Polypteridae. The coding region runs from base 189 to 1901 and encodes 570 amino acids. The record is from RefSeq and is a predicted model, not a curated record. The transcript has 11 exons. Gene Ontology annotation, cellular component: endoplasmic reticulum; membrane. Gene Ontology annotation, biological process: carbohydrate metabolic process; mannose trimming involved in glycoprotein ERAD pathway; endoplasmic reticulum mannose trimming.
ACAAUCUGACGAAUGCUACGGCAUGGCGUGUCGUACGUAUAGCGUGCCUCGUAACACUUCCUUGUUUCCCUUUUGCUUGAACGUGGUAGCAGAUGACAACAUUUGAUUGUAUUGUUUUCUUGCGUUUAAUGGUGUUGUGACUCGGAAGCUUUUAAUCAGCGUCUUUAUUUUAACCAGUUAUAUUCUUCAUGCUGAAGUACCUUUACAUAUCGUGUGUCUGUGUACUCCAUGCUCUACUCAACACAAGCCAUGUUGCAGGAAGAGACUUUACCCGCCAGGAUAUGGCUGACUACAGGGAAAGAAUAAAGUCCAUGUUCUAUCAUGCUUACAACAAUUACUUGGAAAAUGCUUUUCCAUAUGAUGAACUGCGACCUUUAACUUGUGAUGGCCAAGACACCUGGGGCAGUUUUUCACUAACUUUGAUUGAUGCUCUUGAUACUCUUCUGAUUUUAGGGAACAGUACAGAAUUUCAGCGGGUAGCUCGCCUGCUGCAAGACAGAAUUAACUUUGACAUUGAUGUCAAUGCAUCUGUGUUUGAAACCAAUAUCCGAGUUGUGGGAGGACUGCUCUCUGCCCACCUGCUUUCAAAGAAAGCUGGUGUAGAAGUGGAUGUGGGCUGGCCAUGCACAGGCCCUCUUCUUCGAAUGGCUGAAGAGGCAGCUCGUAAACUAUUGCCUGCAUUUCAAACACCAACAGGAAUGCCUUACGGAACUGUCAAUUUACUGCAUGGAGUGAACCCAACAGAAACCCCUGUCACUUGCACAGCUGGAAUUGGAACUUUUAUACUGGAAUUUGCAACACUCAGUAGGCUUACGGGGGAUCCUGUUUUUGAGGAGGUGGCAAAAAAGGCACUGCGAGCUCUUUGGAAAACACGUUCUGAAAUAGGUCUGGUGGGCAACCACAUUGACGUGCUCAGUUCAAAAUGGGUUGCACAAGAUGCUGGCAUUGGAGCAGGAGUAGAUUCUUAUUUUGAGUAUCUUGUGAAGGGAGCCAUUAUGCUGCAGGAUGAAGAGCUGAUGUUAAUGUUUUCAGAAUAUGAUAAAGCUAUAAAAAACUACACAAAGUUUGAUGAUUGGUACCUCUGGGUUCAAAUGCAUAAGGGGACUGUUACUAUGCCAGUGUUCCAGUCUUUGGAGGCCUUCUGGCCAGGGAUGCAGAGCCUCAUUGGGGAUUUGGAUAAUGCCAUGAAAACCUUUCUUAACUAUUACACAGUUUGGAAACAGUUUGGAGGACUCCCAGAAUUCUAUAGCAUCCCUCAGGGGUACACUGUGGAGAAAAGGGAGGGGUAUCCUUUGCGACCAGAGCUGAUUGAAAGUGCAAUGUAUUUAUACCGUGCCACUGGUGAUCCAACUUUUUUGAAAAUGGGAUGUGAUGCUGUAGAAUCCAUUGAAAAAAUCAGCAAAGUAGAAUGCGGGUUUGCAACAGUUAAGGAUGUGAGGGAUCAUAAGCUUGAUAACCGAAUGGAGUCCUUUUUCCUUGCCGAAACAGUCAAGUACCUCUAUCUCCUGUUUGACCCAGACAACUUUCUUCAUAACAGUGGUUCACAGUUCGACACAGGGGGUGUUCUGAAUGCUGAUUGCAUCUUAGGUGCAGGAGGGUAUAUUUUCAACACUGAAGCCCAUCCACUUGAUCCUGCAGCAUUACAUUGCUGUAGUAGAAGACAACAGGAGUUCCUAGAGGUGGAAGAAAUGAUGCUUGAUUUAAAAAACUCUCAUCUCCAUUCAAGAUCACCAAACAAUAUAGGUCAAACAGCACAAGGAGAAACCAAGAAUGAAAUUGAAAUAGAACCAGUCACUGAAUCUGACAAAAAGAAAAUGAAAGCACCAAUCCUCAGCUGCCCUAGUCAACUUUUUACUACUAAACUUUCAGUACUUGGACAAGUAUUUUCUGAUGAUACAUAAAAUACUUGCACGGCAUUAAGUUACUUAACUUUUUAAAAAAUAAAUAUUAAAUUUCAGA